AUGGCCGGAACCACAGGAAGGAAGCGGGCGCGCGAGGGAAAGGUCAAGCCCCCGCAACCGACCAAGAAGCAGAAGAGGCAGAACCUGCGCCACUACGACCGGGUUGCCAACGACAGCGAGGAGGAGGAGGGCGCGGGCGCGGGCGACUUCAAGGCCGUCAACCUGCUCGACUCGGAUUCGGACGACAUCCACAAUGCCGCGGCCGACGACGGCGCCGAGACGGCGGGGUCCAUCAGCUCCGGCGACGAGGCGCCGAGGGCGCCCCCGAAGAAAGUGAGGAAGGCCGCCAAGGCAGCGAAACCAACGAAGCGCUCGGCGGCGGCGGCCGAGGCGCAAAAGCAGACGUCGGGCUCAGAAGCAGAUGACAAUGAAGACGACGACGGCCAGAGCGCGUCGGGCUCUGAAGAUGACGACGACGAUGACGAUGACACGGAGGACUCCGUCUCCGACACCGAGGGCAACCUCAACGCGCCGCGCCGCGAUACCAAGUCGAGACGUAACGACCCGACGGCCUUCUCGACGUCCAUUUCAAAGAUCCUGAGCACCAAGCUGCCGAGCUCGCGCCGUGCCGACCCCGUGCUCGCACGCAGCGCAUCGGCGCACGAGAACGCCAAGCAGGCGGCCGACGCGGCGCUCGAGCACAAGGCGCGGAGGCUGGUGCGGCUGCAGAAGCGCGAGGCGAUGGAGAAGGGCCGCGUCAAGGACGUGCUGAUCGCGACCGAUGCGGACAAGGCCGGCGACGCGGCGGCCGACGCGGCUUCGUCGACGGGGAGCGUGCUCGAGUUUGAGAGGCGCCAGAGGAAGGUGGCGCAGCGGGGUGUGGUCAAGCUGUUCAACGCCGUGCGGGCGGCGCAGGUCAAGGCGUCCGAGGCCGACAGGGCCGCGAAGAAGGACGGCGUUGUGGCGCACAGCCAAAAGGUGGCCAGGGUGACGGAACUCAGCCAAAAGGGCUUCCUGGACCACCUCGUCGCGGCGGGGAGCGGCAUGAAGAAGGCGGCGCACAUUGAGGAGGCGUGA
Messenger RNA from Verticillium dahliae VdLs.17, 1017 nucleotides. RefSeq names its product ribosomal RNA-processing protein. Gene Ontology annotation, biological process: maturation of LSU-rRNA; maturation of 5.8S rRNA. The coding region runs from base 1 to 1017 and encodes 338 amino acids. Gene Ontology annotation, cellular component: preribosome, large subunit precursor. The transcript has a single exon. NCBI's taxonomy places the organism in Eukaryota, Fungi, Ascomycota, Sordariomycetes, Glomerellales, Plectosphaerellaceae. The record is from RefSeq and is a predicted model, not a curated record.